Molecule: messenger RNA, 2253 nt
Organism: Morchella sextelata
Lineage: Eukaryota; Fungi; Ascomycota; Pezizomycetes; Pezizales; Morchellaceae
Exons: 7
Coding region: 1-2253 (750 amino acids)
Source: RefSeq, a predicted model, not a curated record
AUGGCUCCCACCAAGCGCUCCUCCGGUUCAGCACCUCUUGCCCCAAAGCGCCCACGACUCCCAAGACGACCUGAAGAACAUGAAGAUUUACUGACUGACGAGUCUCAGAUACCUUGCCGACCAUUGACUCCACUGCCAGCCCGCACUCGGAGUAGUCAGUCGACAACCGCCCCAAUAGCGCGUAAAGGGCUUCUGUGUUCUACCGACACAUCCACUGGAAGAAGCAGCCCUAGAAGGGUAGAAUUCCAUCUCCCCGAUGGCAAUACUGACAGCGUUGAAGUGCAGGAGCAUCAGGAGGAUGUGCCAGAGGUGGAGGAAACCGCCGAUACCAGUCACUCGGAGUAUGAUGACUCCCCAGAGAACGCCCAGGAGAGCUCUGAGGAGAACCUGGACGACCCGGAGGAGUCGGAAGAACCUCAAGCCUCCACUCAGCAGAGAUCCCAGAGUACGGAGAAGAGGCCUCGUACAGUGCAGCCGACUACUGCCAGAGCACUGGGCAAUGCUCGGAGGAGACCAACCGGAGCGGUAGCGGAGGUUAUUGCUUCCUCCGACGUGUCGGUGGAUGUGGUACAGAGGGGAGCACGUCCGGGUGCAAAGGUAGUACGGAGAGCAGCUCCCACUUCGGCACCCAGCCAGAAUGCAUCCCAGAGAGCACCGCCAAUACCCACACAGUCUAGGCCUUCUGAACCUGUUUAUUAUCAUGAUUACAGCUCUUCGACGCGCCAUAUCGAUCUUUCCUCAUUGCGCUCUCGAUACGGGGAGUCCUCACCUACUUACCGCCCCUAUCGUUCCUCCCCGCCUUUUGAGGGCGUUGGUGAGAGCUCUAUGAGCAGUCCCCGGAUUCCCUCAAGCCCUCAGGUAUAUUUACCAGAAGCGCAACCAAGAGUCUACGAUAUUGCACAGCUUUCGUCGUCUAUUAGGGAAGGAAAUGCUCCUAUAGCAGAAAGCGAGGUUAGUAGUAUUCCCGAUAGCACUGACGACCGCUUUGAGAGCACUGUUAACAUUCAUGCGAGCAACCUAUCUCAGAGAUCCUUGUUACCUAGCUCGAGGAGUGCAAACGUUCUCUCAAUGCAGGCUCAGAGGAUUGAGAAGGAGUGCAGCACGCUAAUCGGGGACCACACUCUUCUACAUGAGCCUUUUCCACCUGCAGCGAGGCUUUCGGUACUGGUAGUGAACAUGUGGGCAGCUGCCAGUCGCAGGGUGGGAUGUGCGGUAGAUAUGGACGAGGUCGUUAUCAAACAGGUCAGAAGUCUACACUCCCGACUCCGUUCGCACUUGAUGCACGAGGUUAAAGGGCGCCUGGCGGAUUCGACCAUCUAUGGGCUUGGAAAGCUCUCGAGUCCUGAGGCGAGGGCUGCUCAAGUAGAGUAUCUUUUAAAGAAUGAUCGCUUCUUGAGCCCUGCGCAGCAUUACGAGACCUACCGUCUACGGUUUCUUGCGCCAGAGAUUAUCGACAUAUUGUACUAUAAAUACUUUGAUGGGGUCAGGAUGCGAGGGGUAAAAGACCCCGAGUUCCUAGAGCGGAUUACCCCUACAUUUAUUUGCCUGAUAUCCACUGCAAUUUGGCAUGGCAUUCGGGCAUGGUCAACGGGAACAUACGUGAAGCCUGACCAUUUCCAGUCACAGAAUGAGAGUGUUGUCAAAACGUUCAACAGGAUGAGCAACACAUGGAAGGGGAGGAGUAGGCAGAAUCAGGAGGCAAAGUUGGAGGUGAUCAAGGAUAACCUCCGGGAGAAGAUACGAGAGAAGAAGGGUAUCACUAUUGAGGUGAUACCGGAAGAUGGAUUUAGCGAGGACGACGAAGCGUUAGCGGCGGAUCUUGCGGCAUUCCGGAAUGCUCGGAGAGCACCCCCGAGUGCUCCAGGGGAUAUCUCCGACAACGGUGGCGGCCAGGAAGAGGUGGUUCAGGCUCAACUUCGGGGCAUUGAAGCGGAAGAGGAAGGCGAGGAGGAUGAAGAUGAGGAUCGCGAGGGAGGGGAGGAGGAAAAGGAUCUUGCGUCGGGCGCCGCUGGAGCAGUCGGGAGUGCUCCAGAAGCAUUAGUGAUAUGCCCAGGAGUCGUCAGAGAGGUUCAGGAGCGGACAAAACGCUUCCUGAGGCGUCGCGAGAGCUCCAGGAGCGUCCAGGAGAUAGGUAGUAGUCUCAGGCGAGAGAACAUUCCGUCGAGAGAGCGUCAGGCGAGAGAGCAUUGCGUCGGGGUAAGCGUAUCACUGUCGGGGCGCGUUGGGAGGGCUAGUGCGCGCCAGGGCGUGUGA